Molecule: messenger RNA, 3440 nt
Organism: Labrus mixtus (cuckoo wrasse)
Lineage: Eukaryota; Metazoa; Chordata; Actinopteri; Labriformes; Labridae
Gene: tlk2
Product: tousled-like kinase 2
Exons: 21
Coding region: 257-2356 (699 amino acids)
Biological process (GO): peptidyl-serine phosphorylation; intracellular signal transduction; chromosome segregation
Cellular component (GO): nucleus
Molecular function (GO): protein serine/threonine kinase activity; ATP binding
Source: RefSeq, a predicted model, not a curated record
GUGAUGGGGAUCCCCGCCUAGGCAGUACAGCAAGGCGGGUUUGGGAUACCCGUAGUUGCCGAGGCCUCCCAGGGAAUCCUCCGUCGUCUACCGUGAGCUACACCGCGCGCUCCCGGGUCUCGAUCGGCAACAGUCAGUACGCGAGGGACGCGGCGGUGGAUGCGGCCUACCCUGGGAGGGUCUGCUGGAACAACGGGGACGCUUUCUGGGAUAAUAACAGGCCCGCUGGAGGACCGAGAAAACAUUAAAUUGCACCAUGAUGGAAGAACUGCAUAGCCUGGACCCCCGACGGCAAGAGCUGUUGGAAGCUCGAUUCACUGGGGUCGGCGUAGCUAAGGGCUCGGGUCAGAACCAAAAUGAGUCAUCCAAUCAGAGUCUAUGCAGUGUCGGCUCACUCAGUGACAAAGAGCUAGAGACUCCCGAGAAAAAGGCAAAUGACCAGAGAGUGAGAAAACGAAAAGCAGACCAUUUUGACAACAGCCAAGGCAAAGCAGGAGCAAGGGGACAUAAAAUUAGUGAUUAUUUUGAGUUUGCGGGCGGUAGUGGUCCUGGUACCAGCCCUGCCAGGGGAAUCCCACCAGUGGUCCGCUCUUCCCCACAACACUCGCUCUCCAACCCUCCUGUCACGGUGCAGCAGGGAAGUCCGUCAUCCGUAAGCUCGGUCAACACAGAGCAUUCGACGUGUUCACUGAAGCCCGCUUCUCUUCACAUGCUCCACAAAGCCACACAGUCUGACCUUACCAUAGAGAAACUAACAGCAAUGGAGAACAACAAGAACUCUGACCUGGAGAAGAAGGAAGGCCGAAUAGACGAUUUGCUGAGGGCUAACUGUGAUCUGAGGAGACAGAUUGAUGAACAGCAGAGGAUGCUGGAACGGUAUAAGGAACGCUUAAAUAAGUGUGUGACCAUGUCCAAGAAGCUGCUGAUUGAAAAAUCAAAACAGGAGAAAAUGGCAUGUCGGGACAAAAGCAUGCAGGACAGACUUCGACUGGGUCACUUCACUACAGUUAGACACGGAGCUUCUUUCACUGAGCAGUGGACGGAUGGAUAUGCCUUCCAAAACCUUAUCAAACAACAAGAAAGGAUUAAUUCCCAGCGAGAGGACAUCGAAAGACAGAGGAAGCUGCUGGCGAAACGCAAACCGCCGUCCAUGGCCCAGACUCCACCCCCAAGCCUGGAACAAAAUAAACGCAAAAGCAAGACCAACGGAACAGAAAGUGAAGCGUUAUCACAGGCGGAGUACCACGAGCAAGAGGAAAUCUAUAAGCUAAGAUUAGGCCAUCUUAAGAAGGAGGAGGCAGAGAUCCAGGCGGAGCUGGAGAGGCUGGAGCGAGUGCGAAACCUGCACAUCCGCGAACUGAAAAGGAUCCACAACGAGGAUAAUUCUCAAUUCAAAGAUCACCCUACGCUAAAUGACAGAUACCUGCUACUCCAUUUACUUGGAAGAGGAGGUUUCAGUGAAGUUUACAAGGCCUUUGACUUAACAGAGCAAAGGUAUGUUGCAGUCAAAAUCCACCAGUUAAACAAGAACUGGAGGGAUGAGAAGAAGGAGAAUUAUCACAAACAUGCAUGCAGAGAAUAUAGAAUCCAUAAAGAGCUGGACCACCCACGAAUAGUUAAACUCUACGACUACUUUUCGCUUGACACUGACUCGUUCUGCACAGUCCUGGAGUACUGUGAGGGCAAUGACCUGGACUUCUACCUGAAGCAGCACAAACUCAUGUCGGAGAAAGAGGGCCGCUCCAUCAUCAUGCAGAUUGUUAACGCCCUCAAGUACCUCAACGAGAUCAGACCACCUAUCAUCCACUACGACCUUAAACCUGGUAACAUCCUGCUGGUGAAUGGCACAGCCUGCGGCGAGAUCAAGAUCACAGAUUUUGGACUGUCCAAGAUCAUGGAUGAUGACAGCUACAACUCAGUGGACGGGAUGGAGCUGACAUCACAGGGAGCGGGGACAUACUGGUAUCUGCCCCCUGAGUGCUUUGUGGUCGGAAAGGAGCCGCCAAAAAUCUCCAACAAGGUGGACGUGUGGUCUGUGGGCGUCAUUUUCUACCAGUGUUUGUAUGGACGCAAGCCCUUUGGCCACAACCAGUCCCAGCAGGACAUCCUGCAGGAGAACACCAUACUUAAGGCAACAGAUGUGCAGUUCCCCCCUAAACCAGUAGUCACACCUGAAGCCAAGGCCUUUAUAAGGCGCUGUCUAGUCUACCGUAAGGAGGACCGCAUUGAUGUGCACCAGCUGGCCAGUGACCCCUUCCUUAUGCCCCACAUCCGCAAGUCGGUGGCCUCGUCGGGCACCUCAGGCAUGGCUGUAGCCUCCACCUCCAGCUCCUCAAACAGCAGUGCCUCAAACUGAGCACCGAUCCUUAUCUUGACUGACUGAUCUGUUUGAAAGAGCGGGGUAGUGGUGACACCGUACUGUGUCCUCCCCUUCCAACAGCAUCCCACCUUGCCAUGAAGAGCCCAAGAGAAACUGGUCGGACGAUGGCAAGGGGUGGGUGAGAGGUCAUGGAGAGGGUUGAGAGGGGAGACCCUUGUCACCCAUCGCAUGUCCACCCACCCCAGCCUACCUGUCCUCCUUUCUCAAAAGGGUGGCAUUUGUCCUGGGGGUUCAAAGCCCUGGACGACUCAAUACAGCAAGGGGCGUGGUUCGGCACUUUGUUGGUGAAAGUAGGGUUCGGUGUUUGGGGUUAGUCUUUUCUGCUUAAAAAAGAGAAAAUAAAAAGAAGUAUGAAACUGCUUCAGCUUGGCCAGAUGGGACUGCGGAAGGCUUCAUACCCAUAUGCACUCACACACCCAUGCAUGAGCCAUUCUGGUCUGAGGUAGUCAGAACUCCCCAAGAGCAAACUUUUUGUUUGUACUCGUCUCCCAAAACUUUUCUGCAAAAACUGGUCUGGCCCAUUAGUAUUGAAGCCUAAAUAUCUAUGGCACUAUGUCAUCCCAACCUGCUGUUCUGGGAUCCCCUGCCCCGCUUAAAUUCCAGACCUAGAUAGUUUGUGACGAGGAGGGACAGAAGCUACUAUCCCCUAUAGCCCCCCGCCCCACCCUUCUUUCUCCUCGUCAAACUCCUGUGACCAAAGCUUAUAACUUCCAGCUGGUGGCAGUGUUCCACCUCAGUUUUUAUAACGAAUGGUUUUAGAGUCGUGUUACUUGAUAUUGAGUGGAAGAUGAUGAGAAGCGACCCCUUUUACAUUUUUUUAAAAAACCUUUCAAUUUGACCAGUUUUAUGGGGGAAACUGUUGUGUUUUUCAAGUUGCCUUUCAUUAGAACUGUUAUUGUUUGAUUGACCCCCGACCAUAAACACAUAUUUAUUUAGGUAUGUUUGAAUUUAUUUAGGCCAAUAAAAUGCAAAGGACUGGUUCUACCUUACAGUACCAUUGGGGGGAGAUUGGGCCUUGCCAGAGAGUUGCAUAAACCAUUAAAUACUAUUGGUUAAAAUA